Trichomonas vaginalis G3 is the source of this 2562-nucleotide messenger RNA. Its product is annotated as guanyl-nucleotide exchange factor protein. The record is from RefSeq and is a predicted model, not a curated record. Bases 1 to 2562 code for a protein of 853 amino acids. Gene Ontology annotation, biological process: small GTPase-mediated signal transduction. Gene Ontology annotation, molecular function: guanyl-nucleotide exchange factor activity. Lineage: Eukaryota; Parabasalia; Trichomonadida; Trichomonadidae. The transcript has a single exon.
AUGUGCAUGAUUAACAAUAAAAACUACGAAAAGCUCACUUCUUACCAAAAACACCAGGAUCUAAGUUUUCUAGAUGAGCAAAAGAAAAAAGAAAUUAAAAAUCUUUUAAGCAGAACAAAUUUCAAGGAUUUUGGAAAAGACACACCGUUUAAAAAUCUUAAAUUAUCAAAUAUAAAACCGAAAGAUCCUGUCAUGCAACUGUUCGAAAUUAAUCCUGGAAACUAUUAUGAAGACUUGAAGAAAAAAGUUCUCAAAAUGGUCAAUAUCCAGAGUCCUAAAGAUUUGGUGGCAUUAGUAUUUCAAGAAGAAUAUACAUGUUACCAAAGAUUCGAAAAUCUUGGGGAAACUCACUAUUACGAAUCGAAAUUGCUAUCAUUUUUAUCAUCUAAUUCACAAAAGCAGCUUGAUCAUGACCUUUCUGAAUUGAAAAGAACUUGGAAUUGUGAUGGCAAAUUUGAUGAAAAUGUUAUCUAUAUUUUGAAGAAGAAAUUUUUCAUUGAUAUAAAACAGAGCAAUUUUGUGCAGCAGCUGCUGAUUCUCUAUAUCAUUGAGCACCCAAACAGUUCUUUUAUUUGUCCAUAUGUCAGUGGGAUCUUUAAGGAUGUUAAGGAUGAAAUCUCAAAGCAACUUUCAUAUCUUAAAGAGUUGGAAACUGAUACAAAACCUAUUGGCCAUUUGCUCAGAUUCUCGAUGGAAAUUGUAAGUAAAGUCGAACUUUCUCCUGGAAUCAAGAUAUUUCUCAAUAUGCUGAACAAUACACUGAAUGAUUUCCUUAAGACAAACUCACAAAUGGAUGUAUUAUUAUCCUUGUUUAAGAUAUUGAAAAGUAAUAAUGUUUUCAACCAAAUUCACAAAAAUUUGGUCAGAAAGUUUGCUGAAAGAAUUCUGUAUGAUAUUUUCUAUGAUUUUCCUCCUAUCGGAAUAUUAGCAACCAUGUCAUAUGAGAAAGAUGAUGCAAUAUUCAAUGAAGCCAAAGAAAUCAUUAAAUUUGGACCUUUGUUCAGAUAUUUGAAAGCAAUGAAAAGCAACAUCAAUUUCGACAUGAAAGAAGAAUAUCAAAUGGAAAUUCUUUCAGAAGUUUUGAUCACAGUUUACAGAAAAAUCGGUGAACUUUGUAAGACAGAUCUCAUAUUCCCUAAUAUUUUCGACAUUGCAAAACCAAAGAUAUUACAAAAAGAAUCUCACCAGCCCUCUUCAUCUGAGUCGGAUUCUGAAACAUCAGGGUCCAAGAAAAAGAUCAAUAUCAAUGAAAACCUAUCAGAGAAUUUUUCAAAUCUACAAUUACGAGACUACAAAAUUCAAUCGGCAAUUUAUUCAACAGAUGGCAAUAAAGUUCUCAUUGAAUGGGCAACUUUUAAGUACUUUACUACCCUCUUGUUUAUUCGAGAUAACAUGGAACCUGGAUUCAUAAAUCUUCACAUUUUCGCAUGGCAUAAUUCAAGAGACAUCAAAUCUUCAAAAAUACUGAAUUUAUUCGAGGAUAUAUUAGUAAACUGCAAAGAUGGCAAACCAAUAAUAGAUGGUCUCCCUACAAUAAAGCAUGAAUAUGCAGCUUCUAUUAUUUUCAUCUAUUUACAAAGAUGGGUUUCAAUUUUUCCGAAAGAUUUUGCCAAACUCCAGGAUGACUCUGUUCUCACGGAAAUCUUCGAACAUAUCAAGGACUAUUUUAAUAUUGACGAAAUCAAAGAAAUUAUUGAAUCGGCUGUAAUAAAUUCAAAACGUAAAAAGCAUAUCCCGAAAGAAAAACUAGAGGAACGGAGCGAUGCAGAAUUUCUGAAUGAAGUCAAAAUUGAUGCAUUGAAGCAUACCCUUGCAUUUUCUGCCGAUUCAAUGACAGUUGCUAAGCAUAUCAUGUUCAAUCAGCUUUCUACCUAUAGAAACAUCAAUUGUCGAGAAUAUGUGAAUUGUAGCUGGACAAAAAAUAAGCAUGCACCACAUCUCAUUGAAAUCACCACCAAUUUCAAUCACCUAUCGCAGUACAUACAGUAUACUAUUGUCAACUUUACCAAGAAAGAUCCAAAAGCCACAGCAUUCAUUAUUGCUCAAUGGAUAUUAAUCAUGGAAAAAUGCCGAAUAAUCAAUAAUUUCCAAGGACUUUUCGUCAUUGAAUCAGCUCUUUCAUCUCCAUCAGUUGCAGGUCUCCAUAAAUGCUGGGAUGCAUUGAAUGAAAUAACAGUUCCGGGAAGUGACUUAAAGAUCAAAGAAAUCUAUGGUGCACUUUCGUUAAUUUGUUCUCCACUUCGAAAGUUCAAGAACUACAAGACUUUGCUCAUCAAUAUUGAUGAGAGUCUUGCCCUACCAUUUAUCGGUCCAUGGUUAACUGAUAUGGCAUUCAUUAAUGAUGGAAGCACAAGGUUCAAGAAUGUCGAAGGAAAUGAGUUAAUGAAUGUAACAAUGCAUAGGGCGUAUUGGAUGGUAUGCUUAUUUUUGAGGAAAGAUUGGGGAACAAAUUGUUCUUUCAAGAUUUCUAAACAAAUUCUCGAAAUAAUAAAGCAUAAGACUGAUACAGGUUACAGUCCAUCAGAUUUGCAAAAAAUGUCUCUUGAAUGUGAACCUAAAUAA